CCCGCGCGCCCCCGGUAGGCCCCGCAGGCGCGGCCCGGCCAUGCUGGCCAAGAGGAAGCCGGUGCUACCGGCCCUCACCAUCGCCCCCAGCGCCGCUGAGGGGCCGAGCCCCGACGGCUCCGCAGAGGCAAACCUGGUGGACCUGCAGAAGAAGCUGGAGGAGCUGGAGCUGGAUGAGCAGCAGAAGAAGCGCCUGGAAGCUUUCCUCACACAGAAAGCCAAAGUGGGCGAGCUGAAGGAUGAUGACUUUGAGAGGAUCUCUGAACUGGGGGCUGGCAAUGGUGGUGUGGUCACCAAAGUGCAGCACAAACCCUCAGGGCUCAUUAUGGCACGGAAGCUGAUUCAUUUAGAAAUUAAACCAGCCAUCAGGAACCAGAUCAUCCGAGAGCUGCAGGUGCUGCAUGAGUGCAAUUCCCCGUACAUCGUGGGUUUCUAUGGAGCCUUCUACAGUGACGGAGAGAUCUCCAUCUGCAUGGAGCACAUGGAUGGUGGCUCUUUGGAUCAAGUGUUGAAGGAAGCCAAAAGAAUUCCCGAGGAGAUCUUGGGGAAAGUCAGUAUAGCGGUUCUAAGAGGCUUGGCCUAUCUGAGAGAGAAGCACCAAAUCAUGCACAGAGAUGUGAAGCCUUCCAACAUCCUGGUUAACUCUCGAGGAGAGAUCAAGCUGUGUGAUUUUGGGGUCAGCGGUCAGCUCAUUGACUCCAUGGCAAACUCUUUUGUGGGAACUCGGUCCUACAUGUCUCCCGAGCGGUUGCAGGGCACCCACUACUCGGUCCAGUCUGACAUCUGGAGCAUGGGGCUGUCGUUAGUGGAGCUGUCUAUCGGAAGGUACCCAAUCCCCCCGCCAGACUCCAAGGAACUGGAAGCAAUAUUUGGCCGUCCCAUGGUGGACGGGGCAGAGGGAGACUCUCACAGCAUCUCGCCGCGGGCCAGGCCCCCAGGACGCCCCGUCAGUGGCCAUGGGAUGGACAGCCGGCCUGCCAUGGCCAUCUUUGAACUGCUGGAUUAUAUAGUUAAUGAGCCACCUCCCAAGCUGCCCAAUGGAGUUUUCACACAAGACUUCCAGGAGUUUGUAAAUAAAUGCUUAAUUAAAAACCCAGCAGAGAGGGCAGAUCUGAAGAUGCUGAUGAGUCACACGUUCAUCAAGCGCUCCGAGGUGGAGGAGGUGGAUUUCGCAGGCUGGUUGUGCCGAACGCUGCGGCUCAACCAGCCCAGCACCCCCACCCGUGCUGCCGUGUGAGGGGCAGCACCUCUGCCUCCCCCUCCCGCAGGCCACACAAGCGCCCUCCCUUCUUCCUCCUCCUUCCUCCUCCUCGCAUCCAGCGGCAACGCAGCAUCAUCCCCUCGGAAGCAUCUCUCGGCCGCCCUGCAGCCGGAGCAGGGUUGGUUCCUAUGGAUGGAUGGGGGGGGGGGUUCCAGACCUCUGCUCCGGAUCCGGAGCUCCUGACACUUGGGAAAUGCGGUGCUGCUUCUGUUCAUUUUGGUUUGGUUUGGUUUUGAAACAUGUUCAUUUGGGUUAAAAACAGACAAGAAUGGGGUGUGUGUGCACACGUGCACGUGUGUGAGACGUGGCCCAACCUCCACCUCCUCCUGCUGCGCUCCGAUGUGGAGAAAUGAGGGAAGGGGAUGGAGAAACCCUGCCUUGGGUGGCCGGGAAUGGUGUUGCUUUCCCAUCCCUUUCCAAGCGCUGGGAUGGGGGUUAGUGGUUGAGCAGAGCUGUGAGCUGCCUCCUGGCCCUGCUGCAGGUGGAGGAGAGGAGGGAGCUGUGUGUUCUCAUUGGAGGGUUGUGAUAGACCUGUUCUUGUCACACACACUGGGUGUUAAUGAAGGCUCUCCAUGUGUUGGAAUGGCAGGGAACUGGGGGCAGCUGUGGGCUGGGGGUGAGUGGAUCCAUGGCAAGCCCUGGCUUGGAGCUUUGGGUGGUUCCCUGGCUCCUUCCAGUGCAGGGAUGGGAGCAGAGCGGCUGGGGCCAGGGCAGGAGUGGGAUCCCCUAAGGAUGUCCUAAGGAUGGGAAUGGGUAAACCUCAUCCAGGCUCCUGGUUUUCCUUCUCCAGCUGCCUCUCACCAAGUGCCCUUGGCCAUGGGGAAUGGAGGAAAGCCCCAGGGUCCCUGCUGGACCCCCCUUGAGCCCCCCACUCUCCUGGGAUGGGGCUGGAGGGAGCCAAGGCUGAGCCUGGCAGAGCAGGGAUGAACCCCCCAGUACGACCAUGUUGUCCCCAGGCCCCACUGGCAUUACUGGGGGUCAUGGUCCCUCCUGGCUCUGUGUGUGUGUGUGUCCCAUGCCCAGGAAGAACCUCAUGCACCCCAUGGCUCUGGCUGAGCCCUGCUCUCGCCUCAUUUUCCACCCCCUGUGUGCAUUUUUGGGGGACCCAUUUCCCCCAAUGGGGCUUUGCGCUCCCCAAGGAGAUGAUUUUGGGAAGCUUGGUGCGAUUUUUACCAAUUUUCCUUCUUUUUCAGGCUGUUUUUCUUCCCAAAAGCAAGGGGGGGUUGUCAGGGCCCUGGUAACCCCAAGGCCCUCAUCUCCUGGGGACAACCACAUCCCCCCAAGGCAAUCCCAUGGGGAAACCCCACAUUUUGGGGGGGAGGGUUGGGGGUGUCUGUGCUCACUGGCUCAGCCUGGCUUGCUUGUAG
This is a messenger RNA of Melopsittacus undulatus (budgerigar), 2628 nucleotides long. RefSeq names its product mitogen-activated protein kinase kinase 2 (gene MAP2K2). Gene Ontology annotation, biological process: protein phosphorylation. Bases 41 to 1237 code for a protein of 398 amino acids. The transcript has 11 exons. The record is from RefSeq and is a predicted model, not a curated record. Gene Ontology annotation, molecular function: ATP binding; protein kinase activity. Lineage: Eukaryota; Metazoa; Chordata; Aves; Psittaciformes; Psittaculidae.